GCCAACACUGCUUCCAGUUAUGGAUCGAGCUCUCGCCCUGUUUCCAGCUAUGGCUCCAGCUCUCGCCCUGCCUCCAGUUAUGGCUCGAGCUCUCGGCCUGCUUCCAGUUAUGGAUCGAGCUCUGUCAACACUGCCUCCAGCUAUGGAUCGAGCUCUCGCCCUGCCUCCAGUUAUGGCUCGAGCUCUGUCAAGACUGCCUCCAGUUAUGGCUCAAGUUCUCGGCCUGCCUCCAGCUACGGCUCAAGCUCUGUCAAGACUGCUUCCAGCUACGGCUCAAGCUCUGUCAACACUGCCUCCAGCUACGGCUCAAGCUCUGUCAACACUGCUUCCAGUUAUGGUUCCAGCUCUCGGCCUGUCUCUAGUUAUGGAUCGAGCUCUGUCAAGACUGCCUCCAGCUACGGCUCCAGCUCUGCCAACACUGCUUCCAGUUAUGGUUCCAGCUCUCGGCCUGUCUCUAGUUAUGGUUCCAGCUCUGUCAAGACUGCCUCCAGCUAUGGAUCGAGCUCUGUCAAAACUGCUUCCAGUUAUGGUUCCAGCUCUGUCAACACUGCCUCCAGUUAUGGUUCCAGCUCUCGGCCUGCUUCUAGUUAUGGAUCGAGCUCUGUCAAGACUGCCUCAAGUUACGGCUCCAGCUCUGUCAACACUGCUUCCAGUUAUGGCUCGAGCUCUGUCAACACUGCCUCAAGUUAUGGAUCGAGCUCUGUCAAGACUGCCUCAAGUUAUGGUUCCAGCUCUCGGCCUGCCUCCAGCUACGGCUCCAGCUCUGCCAACACUGCCUCAAGUUAUGGAUCGAGCUCUGUCAACACUGCCUCCAGUUAUGGCUCAAGCUCUCGGCCUGCUUCCAGUUAUGGCUCAAGCUCUCGCCCUGCCUCCAGCUACGGCUCCAGCUCUGCUUCCAGCCCAGCAUCUAACGCAUCUUCGGCCUCGUCCUCCCGCCAGUCUGCCACUGUCUCCAAUCAGAGCUCCAGCUCCACACUGGCCUCUGGCUCGUCUGGCUAUAGCUCUGCACCAGUGACAUCUGGCCAAACCAGCUCGACCCGUUCAAGUGGAUCUCCGACCUCCAGUUACAUCUCUGCUCCGUCGAGUGGCGCCUCCAGCGGCGCCUCUAGCCAGAGCAGCGCAACUAGCCCAAGCUCUGCUUCCAGCUCCUCAGCUGGCUUCAACGGCUCCAGUACGUACUCCAGCACCGCCGGCUCUUCUGUUGCUGGCCAGUCCAGCUCCUCUGCUUCUGGUUCCUCCAGCGGCACGAGCUCUGUGGCGGGCCAGUCGACUGUCGUCCCUGGCUACUCAAGUGCUGUCAGCGGAACUUCCAGCACUUCCAGCCAAAAUAGCGCCUCAUCAACUGGAGCUUCCAGCGCAUCCAGCAGCACCGCUGGCGGCUCGAGUCACGUGACUGGCGCUUCCAGCAGCACCACCAGCCACAGCAGGCCAGCGUCCAGCGGACCUGGCAGUGCCUCGAGCAGCACUGUGGCCGGCAUCUCCGGCCUCAGCCAAAGCAGCUCUGCCGGCUCCGUGACCUCAGGCUCGAGCGAGGCGUCCACGCCAGGACAGCCGCAGACCCCUAGCUCGUCCGCCGUUUCAACUGCUUCCUCAACUGCUGCCUCGGGCUCCAGCUCCCAGACGUCUGUCUCUUCCGGCUCCUCUGGCUCAGAAUCCGCAAGCUCGGCUCCGCAGACCUCGGCCACGUCCGCUUCUGGUUCCCAAACAGCCUGCCCAACGUGUGUCUCGGAAACUUCCGCCACUCAGUCCAGCUCGCAGGCCACUUCAGCCGUCUCAACCAGUUCAGCAAACACUGCUACUGAGGUUUCAAGCGGAACGGGAACAGGAGCUACUAGCGCAGCUACCUCGGGAGCAUCGUCUGAGACGUCUACGGGCCUUGCCGCCUCCACCAGCUCCACCCAUUCCAGCUCGUCCUCUCGCGUGGCCACGGGUGCUUCAACGGAGUCCGCAGCGUCCUCGACAGGCACAGCCGGAGAGUCUACCCCAGCCACGUCGCGCACUUCCACCAGCGCCACCGGCGCAGAGUCUUCAGAAACCGGCACCUCUUCAGGACCUUCCGGCACAGCGUCCUCAGGAACAACCGCUACCACAUCUUCAGGACUUCCUGGUUUCUCAUCUUCAGAAACAGCUGGCACGUCUUCAGAAACAACCAGCGCCUCUUCAGGAAUAACCACCACGUCUUCAGGAAUAACCAGCACCUCUUCAGGAAUAACUGGCGCAGAAUCUUCAGAAACCAGCACGUCUUCAAGAAUAACUGGCACGUCUUCAGAAACAACCAGCGCCUCUUCCGGAAUAGCCGGCACAGAAUCUUCAGAAACCAGCACCUCUUCAGAAACAGCCGGUACGUCUUCAGGACUUUCUGGCACAGAAUCUUCAGAAACAACCAGCACCUCUUCAAGAAUAACUGGCACGUCUUCAGAGACAACCAGCGCCUCUUCAGGAAUAACCACCACGUCUUCAGGAAUAACCAGCACCUCUUCAGGAAUAACUGGCACGUCUUCAGGAAUAACUGGCACGUCUUCAGAAACAACCAGCGCCUCUUCAGGAAUAACUGGCACAGAAUCUUCAGAAACAGCCGGUACGUCUUCAGGACUUUCCGGCACAGAAUCUUCAGAAACAACCAGCACCUCUUCAAGAAUAGCUGGCACGUCUUCAGGAAUAACUGGCACGUCUUCAGAGACAACCAGCGCCUCUUCAGGAAUAACCACCACGUCUUCCGGAAUAACCAGCACCUCUUCAGGAAUAACUGGCACAGAAUCUUCAGAAACCAGCACGUCUUCAAGAAUAACUGGCACGUCUUCAGAAACAACCAGCGCCUCUUCCGGAAUAGCUGGCACAGAAUCUUCAGAAACCAGCACCUCUUCAGAAACAGCCGGUACGUCUUCAGGACUUUCCGGCACAGAAUCUUCAGAGAUAAUCACCACCUCUCCAGGAACCACCACCUCUCCAGGAAUAGCCGUUUCCUCAUCAGAAAUAACCACCUCCUCUUCAGAAUUAUCCGGCACCUCCUCCCCAGGACUUCCGGGCUCCUCGCCUGCAACGCCAGGCUCUUCCAGCUUGUCCACCAGCCCCACCGAGCCCCUCACAGGAGCCUCAACUGUCUCCCCGGCCUCUGAGCCGUCCGGAACGGCUGAAACCGGGGUCUCCCAAGUCGCAGGCUCCACCACCUCUACGCCGCUCACGGGCCCUUCGUCUCAGGCGGCUCCCGCCACCUCUGCGGCCACCGCCCACGCGACAGCUUCCGUCGCCGGCCCGGCCAACUUCCCGGGCAACGCCCGAACCACGGCCUCCGCGUCGUCCCAGAACACCUCUACACCAGGAAAUACUCCAGCCUCCGGCUCGUCCCCUGCGCAGACGACUUCGUCUGCUGCUGCCGGCAGUGAAUCUUCUCACUCUGCCAGCCUGUCCACCCUCUACACCAGAACGUUUUCGAGCAGUGCGUCGGGCUCUUCCGCCACUGCCAGCGCGGUGGCCGCCUUCGAAGGCGGCGCAGCCCGCUCUGCCACCUCUCCGCUCCUCUUCGCGUUGAUGGCUUUUGUUUACUUUAUCUAG
Messenger RNA from Ogataea haglerorum, 3552 nucleotides. RefSeq lists its product as uncharacterized. The transcript has a single exon. Lineage: Eukaryota; Fungi; Ascomycota; Pichiomycetes; Pichiales; Pichiaceae. The record is from RefSeq and is a predicted model, not a curated record. The annotation marks the transcript as partial.